Erythranthe guttata (spotted monkey flower) is the source of this 1504-nucleotide messenger RNA. Its product is annotated as germin-like protein subfamily 1 member 17. The record is from RefSeq and is a predicted model, not a curated record. Gene Ontology annotation, molecular function: manganese ion binding. Lineage: Eukaryota; Viridiplantae; Streptophyta; Magnoliopsida; Lamiales; Phrymaceae.
AGAGACUUUUAACUAAAAAUAUUAUAUUCUAAGCCUAUUUGUAUUUAAAAAAAAAUGUAUCAGAUGUACUUUAUGUUGUUCCUACUUCAUAUAAAAAUAGAUCUCAAUGACUUUUUUUCAAAACACAAAAUCGUUUCAGAGAGCACAGUAUGAAAAAUCAUAAGCCAAACUCAAAAUUGCUACAAUUUCAAUUACAACUACAAUUGCGAUUAUAAUUACAAUUAAUUACGAUAUAUAUAUGUAUUGUUCAGUUUCCCAUUAAUUAUAUCCGGACAAUAUAUAGGUGGCAAAGUAGGCAUUCUCUACCAUAUGUUAUCAAAGUAUAUAAAACUUACUCCUCAUUUUAAUUAAAUGACAAAAAAUUAGAACUUUACAUCAUUUUCAGAAUAAUUGAGUGAUGACCAAGAUACAUAUAUAUCUCAUGGUCUAAAAUAGUCUGCUGAACAAACAUAAUUGAGGAUUAAUUUUCAGCUAUAAAUACAUACCCCGUUUUCUUUUUCUACAUAUCACAAUUACCUCUAAAAAUAAAUUCAAAGAAAAUAUAUACACAUACCUACUCUGUUAACAUGAAAAUGUCUGGAAUUAAUUUGUUAUUCCUCGCAGUUCUUUCCGUUUUUGUUUCUUUAUUAGCGGAUGCCUACGAUCCCAACCCGUUGCAGGAUUUCUGCGUAGCUGUCAACGAUUCCGAUGCCGCUGUGCUUGUGAAUGGGAAGAUAUGCAAGGACCCGAAAACAGUGACAGCAGACGACUUCUACCAUACGGGUCUGAACAAACCCGGGGAAAUAAUAAGUCAAUACGGGUCAAAAGUGAGUCUUGUUUUUAUCAAUCAGCUAGCUGGUCUCAACACACUCGGAAUUUCUUUAGUACGAAUCGACUUUGCAGUUGGGGGAGUAAACCCACCGCACUCGCAUCCACACGCAUCCGAAAUUCUUCUAUGUACGGAAGGCACUCUUUAUGCGGGCUUCAUUUCAUCGAACCCUUCGAAUCCAGGUGACAAAAACAGGCUAUUUGCAAAGAUAUUGAAUCCAGGAGAUGUAUUUGUGUUCCCAAAGGGUCUCAUUCAUUUCCAGUACAACCUCGGAAACGAAACGGCAGCUGCAAUAGCUAGUCUUAACAGCCAAAAUCCAGGUGUCGUCACUUUAUCUAAGUCCGUGUUUGGAUCUGAUCCUCCAGUGAUGCCUGAAGCUCUCGUUAAGGGAUUCCAACUCGACAUCGAAGUUGUUCGCCAGCUCCAAUCGCUCACCUGGAUCGGGAAUGGCUAAUGAAUCUUACAUAUUCAUCAUGAGAAUGCCAUUGCGCAUAUAUAUCUAUAUGCAUUCAAAUAAAAUAGGAUUGCUUUCAAAAUAAGUAUGUCGUAAUAAUUAAGUAAUAACUGUGGUUUUCUUAUGUAAUGAGUACGCACUCUCCUAUCAAUAUUAUUACAAGUAAUUUCAUUACUUGUGUAUGAUCUCUUGAAUGUUUGUAUCAGUCAAUAAAAUCUUCGGUUUUUGUUAGGCUCUAUUUC